Messenger RNA from Hemiscyllium ocellatum (epaulette shark), 8783 nucleotides. RefSeq names its product kinesin family member 26Ab (gene kif26ab). Gene Ontology annotation, molecular function: ATP binding; microtubule binding; microtubule motor activity. Gene Ontology annotation, biological process: microtubule-based movement. NCBI's taxonomy places the organism in Eukaryota, Metazoa, Chordata, Chondrichthyes, Orectolobiformes, Hemiscylliidae. The record is from RefSeq and is a predicted model, not a curated record. The coding region runs from base 97 to 6123 and encodes 2008 amino acids. The transcript has 14 exons.
AAGCGGUGACUGCCAACAUGUCACUCUCCAGUGAGUGAGGCGUCUCCCGUGCCAGAGAGCGGCUCAGGGAGCAAGCUCGGAGAUCCGCACGGCACCAUGUCUUCACAACAGUGGCCAGAAUCCCCUCCCAGGAAAAACACCAACUUGCUGGAAAUCGGCACUUUUUGCCUGGACUCUGACAUAAUAUUUGGAUUCACCAGUCACCUCCUAAGGCGAAAGCACAGGGUGCUGGAUGGCAGCCCAGCCAAGGAGAUCACCAUCCCCCUGCAGGCCGGCCUCAGGAAGAGAUUGCAGGCGCCCGAGGAAGAUCACUGCGGGAGUCGGCCGGCUCCCGAGGGAGCAGGAGCGGUCUCCGGGACGGAGGCUGACACCUUCGAGAAGGAAGAGAAGGGGGCCUGGUGUCAAAAUUGCCAGCUCAAGUUAACAGAGCUCAAAAGACAAGCCAUGAAGCUCGUCAUCCCUGGGUCCGGCAAGGAUCCAGGAUUUUCAGCUUUUAUUUUUGACCAACUUCAAGUACCUGACUCUUCCAAACGAGGUCAAAACGAAGGUGAGAGCCGAUGUGAGAUUUGUGCAACACACCUGAAUCAGCUGCGAAAGGAAGCCAUCCAAAUGGUGCACGCACUCGGCCAGUCAAGUCAGGAAAUAACUGAGCUACCACAUAGUUCCAUUGCAGUGAGUGGCGUUUCAUCAAGAAUUGCUUCUCAAAAUAUGGUCACCCUUUCAUCACAAAGAGACUGGCCCCUGGUCACAGUACAAGGAAACAGACAACCUGGAAAAUCAGGAAAUGCAAUCUCGAGCACAGAAAGAAGGAAGGGCCUCGGCUGGCCUCAGGCAGGCAGUCUUUCGAAGUCUAGUGUUCAAGUGACUGUUGGUUCCACUGGUCUUAGCAAUGCCCUGAACUCAGUCACCAUUCAGGCUCAGCAGUACCUUGAGGGUAUGUGGAGUAUCUCUAGAGUGAACAACUUUCUUCCAAAUGCCUAUUUGGCACCGACAACAAUGACAGAGUGUGGAAAAGAGAGUUUGUCUCAAGAAACGAGCAUCCCGCCAAACAGCAGCAGUCAAACCUGGGCGAUGGGCCCAGCAGCCUCACAGAAUUCAUUAUUACCAAACAGAAUCUCUUCUGGCACCUCAGCCGCAGCUUCUUUCUUCAUCAGAGCAGCACAGAAGCUGAAUCUCUCUUCGAAGCAAAAGAAAAACCAUCCACUUCUCCAGCAUUCGCACGAGCUGUCAAACAGCAGAACAAAUUUCAGUGGUAUUUUGCAAGUGUCCCCUCCCCCCGCACCACCAUGCCUUUUGAGGGCUGUAUGUAAAGUCAAGGACAACCCAGGCAUUGGAAAGGUGAAGGUAAUGGUACGGAUUUGUCCUUCACAAGGAGCAAACGAUACAUCAGAGUCAAUGUCGUUCCUGAAAGUAGACUCUCGCAAAAAACAAAUAACCCUUUAUGACCCCUCAGUGAGUGGUCAUUCUGGUUCUGCCCACAGACGAGCCCCAGCUGUUGCUGCUCCAAAAAUGUUUGCAUUUGAUGCAGUUUUUACCCAAGAUGCCUCACAAGCUGAGGUCUGCUCAGGAACAGUGGCAGAAGUAAUUCAGUCUGUUGUGAAUGGUGCCGAUGGCUGCAUAUUUUGCUUUGGUCAUGUCAAGCUUGGAAAAACAUAUACUAUGAUUGGAAAAGACAAUUCAAUGCAAAAUCUUGGUGUGAUUCCCUGUGCAAUAUCCUGGCUUUUUAAACUAAUAAAUGAACGCAAGGAGAAAACCGGCACUCGAUUCUCGGUCAGGGUAUCCGCUGUGGAGAUCUGGGGCAAGGAUGAAAACCUUCGGGAUUUGUUAUCUGAAGUGGCCACUGGCAGCCUCCAGGAUGGUCAGUCUCCUGGCGUCUAUCUCAGGGAAGAUCCGAUCUGCGGAACUCAGCUUCAGAAUCAAAGUGAGCUGAGAGCCCCUACGGCAGAAAAAGCUGCCUAUUUCCUUGAUGCGGCAAUAGCCUCCAGAAGGACCAGUCGGCCAGAUUGUGAUGAGGAGGAGAGAAGAAACUCCCAUAUGCUCUUUACCCUUCACAUUUACCAGUAUCGAAUGGAGAAGAGUGGCAAAGGGGGAAUGUCUGGAGGGCGUAGCCGUUUGCACUUGGUCGAUCUGGGGAGCUGUGAAAAGGUUUUAAGCAAGAGCCGGGAUGCUGGUGGCGGCCUCUGUCUAUCACUUUCAGCUCUGGGCAAUGUCAUUCUGGCGUUAGUUAAUGGUGCUAAGCAUGUGCCGUACAAGGAUAGCAAACUUACUAUGCUCUUGAGAGAAUCGCUGGGGAAUAUAAACUGCAGAACAACCAUGAUCACCCAUAUUUCUGACUCUCCUGCCAACUAUGCAGAAACCCUUACAAGCAUUCAGCUUGCGGCACGAAUUCAUCGUAUGAGAAAGAAAAAGUCCAAGUACGCCUCAAGUUCUUCAGGUGGAGAGAGUUCUUGUGAAGAAGGCCGGAUUCGAAGACCACCUAAUUUAAGACCCUUUCACUCAAGAACCACAGCUCUUGAUUCAAAUCUUCCUGUAUUAGGAAUACCCAGUGAUCCAGAUUAUUCAUCAAGCAGUGAGCAAUCAUGCGAUACAGUUAUUUAUGUUGGUCCUAAUGGUGCAGCACUGUCUGAUCGAGAGCUAACAGAUAAUGAGGGACCACCGGAGUUUGUCCCCAUAAUCCCUUCUCUUAACAAGAAGCAAGACCCCAAGAAAAGCAAGGAAACUAUGAUUGUUGGUAAGAGGACUGAAAGAGACUAUUUUAAAUGUAACACUUUUGCUGAACUGCAGGAAAGAUUAGAGUGCAUUGAUGGAAGUGAGGAACCCAUCCAGUUUUCCUGUGAGCAAGGACUUUUCAUCUGUAGUAAUAAUCCAACCCCUAUGAGGAUGGAGAAUGUGCAAUGUCUAACAUCACUCGAAACAGCACAAUCUGGCCCGGCAACAGAAAAGGUACCGGUACCUUCUCCACAUCCCUAUGGAAAACAUUCUCCAAUAGAAAUGGUGUCUCCUAAAAAGGGUCAGAGCUUGCAUGCUCCGUUACCAGUUCAGCAGCAUAAUGGAUCUCCAGUGAAGAGCCCUUCUCACUCGAUAACAAUUGAACAUUCAAAAGUGCAAACCAAAGCUGAAGGAAGUUUAAUGGAAUUAAGUGGUAACACUGGAAUGGAUGGAGUGAAGGAGACAAUCACAGCUUCCACAAAAGUGCCCAAAUCCAACAGCCCGAAAGCACACAAGCCGGCCCAGACUACGCCUGCGCCUGCCGUGAGGGAAAAGUUGUUUUUCAAUAGAAGGCCGUUGCCAAGCCCUGCACCACCACCUCCCCAAACAAAAGAUAGAAAAAUCGAUUGCUCUAAAUCUAGUAGUGGCAGUGUGAUAAGAACUCCUCCAGUAGGAAUGAGCGAUCAGGUAACAAAUAAAUCAGAUUCCAUUGUAAGUGGAGGUGCUGCUGCACAUUGCAAAAGCAAAUACAAACAAUCCACUGGAUCAGAUGCAAAUUGUAUAAGGUCAGCAUUCAGGAAUGAUUGUAUUGACCGAGACAUGUUGACUACUACUGUGACUUUGCAGCAGCCUGUGGAACUGAAUGGCGAAGAUGAGCUGGUAUUUACUGUUGUAGAAGAACUGUCAUUUGAAGGAAUUUUGGAAAGUGGUCGACCUGCUAGCAUUAUUAGCUUUAAUAGUGAUUGCUCACUUCAGGCCUUGGCCUCAGGCUCACGGCCUGUCAGCAUUAUUAGUAGCAUAAAUGAUGACUUUGAAGCUUAUACCUCACCGGCAACCACUGCUGGAGCAAACAUGGACAACGUUGUGCCACUUGCAGAUGAUUCUUUUUGCAACAGUAGCAGACGAUCAUCAAUUAGUUCCUGGCUCAGUGAAUUAAGCAUCUGUGCUGUAGAAAGUGAUGGGGCUCAACCCUCUGACACUUUCAUUGUGCAGUCUUGUUACAGUUAUGGUGAGAACACUCUGGGGCCUUUUAAUUUGGACUCAUCUGACAUGCUGCAAGACAUGUGUGCACCACUGAUGCAGGCUCAAAACAGCAACUUGACUGAUAGCUUCUGUUACUCUGAAGAAGCUAACAAAAGCACUGGUUCAAUCAAACCUGUCAUCAACACCGACAAAGGUUCCAGUGCCUUAAGUUUAUCCAAAGUGGUGUCUGGCAAAGUUGUGAUUGGCAGUAAUGAUUCAUCAGCAACUAAAACCAGCACCCCAGUGCAUCGUCAUGUCCCAGUAAUUUCUGAAGAUCCUAUUUGCUACUCUAGUCUUCCCAGGAAAAUGAAAUCUACCUCAUCUGUGAACCAUAGUGGUAGCACAGUAGAUUGUGGAGAUACUCUACAGCAAGAAAUCGAGUCUGAGGAUCCUUGGUUACAACGCACAAAUAGCCACUCAGAGCCAAAAGCUGAGGAUCAAGCACUUUCUGUCAAGUUUGCUCCCAAAUCUGCUUCUCACAGUCAAAUCAAACAGCAAAUGAAAACACCCCAUAAUACUGGAACUAUUCCUCGGCUUAACAAGUCUCAUACACCUGCUUCCUGUACACAGCGGGUUGUUUAUGGAUGUGAAAUGGUGAAUAAAUCUGAUGGAUUCAACAAUGCCAUUGGUGCAAAUGCAAGAAAAAAUGAUGUACCAGCUAAGGUAUCACAAGUGAAAAAAGGAAAUGCAAUGGUCGCUACAAUGCCAAUAAUGCACACCAGUGUUAAUACUGGAGCUAUACCCAAAGACCAACCAGAUUUUGCUUCAGUGACAAGCAGCUUAAAAUCAGCUUCAUGCAAGAAAACUUCAGUGCCCAAAACAAGCUUGCUACCAAGGCUCAAUGGGAUACCUCCUGCUCCCCCAGUCCGUAAAUCCAGUCUAGAGCAAAGAAACAGAGUUACUCCACAAACUAAUGCUCAAAAAUGUACCAGCCCAGAAGUACUUAAUGUAUCACCAUCAAAAUUAGAGGAUGAAAUAGAUGGAAGACUAAAUGUUGCUUCUUGUAUAGUUGAAGGUAACAACAGCAGAUCAACAAACAUAAAGUCUGACCACAUGUUUGUUAAAAACAUUUCAAGCUCAAAAUCCCGAAUGCCUAAACCUGAGUCUGUGCAUCGCUGUGGGAGUCUGCAAUCACUUGAGAGAUGUGAUAGUCUUACAUCAGUUGGAUCCAAACACAGCAUGUCUAAGGAAAGUGGCCACCUCGUCAACAACAGUAGAGCAGGCCGAUCAGUACCGAGGCUUGGUGUGUCACCAUCAGCUCCAGUAAUGUCCACUCCGACCGUUCCUGUUGUCCCUGUUACUGGGAAAUCCAAUCAAACCAAAAGUACUUCCACUAAUAAGGUGAUGGUGUCAGGAAAUAAAUGCCGAAGCCUUUCUACAAGUGGUGUGAAAGGGUUAAGCACAUCGGUUAAAUCAUUAACCCAAUCAAUGGGUCGAAGUUCCAGUGUGCCAUCAAAUGGAAAAACAAUACCUCGUUCAACACAGGUAACAACGUGCAAACCUGGUAAAGGGACUAUCAUGGGAACAAAGCAAGCCGUCAGGGCAGCAAACAGUCGUGUCUCUGAACUAGCUUCUGGGGCAUCCUCCAGUAAAGUGGGCCACUUGAGAGGAUCCACUGACUCUGACAGUGGGAAUGACAGUGGGGUCAACCUCAGUGAUGAAAUAUCACAGAUUCCAGUCUUGCCUUCUCCAUACAGUAAAAUAACUGCACCAAGGAGACCUCAACGCUACAGCAGCGGGCAUGGUAGUGACAACAGCAGUGUUCUUAGUGGAGAGCUGCCUCCAGCCAUGGGAAGAACAGCUCUUUUUUAUCAUAGUGGUGGCAGCAGUGGCUAUGAAAGUAUGAUACGUGACAGUGAAGCUACAGGGAGCGCAUCAUCUGCACAUGAUUCCAUGAGUGAAAGUGGAAUGUCUUCAUCUGGUCGUAACAGAAGUUCAAAGUCCCCCAAAAAACGGACGGCUGUUUACAAACAUCAAGAUGCUUUCUUUGGAGCAGUCACUUCAGUCCCAAUAUCCACUGAAAAGUUGGCAACACCGCAACCUUGUCAUAAGCGAAUCAGUGACCUCAAAAGGCUUGUGAGAAAAAAUUGUUCAAAGGUUGAAAGAACACUGUUGAGGUGCUAUGCUCCAGAAGAAAUGGAAGAGACACAACAAUCUUCAAAAUCAUUCUAAAGGGAAAGUACCAAUCUUGGAGCACCAGACAAUCUGAGGAGUUGCUGUUCUUCAAUUUAUACACUAUUUAAUGCAAAAGAAUUUGUCCUUCCCAGACUCUACCCGACAGCAAGGAAUUCAUAACUGUGAAGGAGUCAUUGGGACCGAAUUUCAGCUAUUCACCUGAGUGUACUUCAAUGAAAAUAAAGGUUUUAUGGUGGUUAUUAUAAGGGAGCUCAUUGGCUGUUACAAUCUUACAAUACAACAGCAAGUUGCAAAUCUAGCCCAUUAACCAUCAGUCAGCAUUGAAAUAUAUGGGGGCAACAUGGGGGCUGAGCACUGCUGCCUCGUAGUGCCAGGGAGUCAAGUUCAAUUUCACCUUCUGGUGACUGUGUGAAGUUUGCACAUUACACAUUCUCCCUUGACCUGCGUGGGUUUCCUCCAGGUGCUCCGGUUUCUUGCUACAGUCCAAAGAUGUGCAGGUUAGGUGAAUUGGCCAUGCAAAAUUAUCCAUAGUGUCCAGGGAUGUGCAGGCUAGGUGGGUUAGCCAUAGGAAAUGUAGGGUUAUAGGGAUAGAUUAGGGGUAUGUGCCUGAGUCAGAGGGUCAUUGUGGACUGGAUGGGCUGAAUGGCCUGCUACCACACUGUAGAGAUUCUGUUAAAUAAUUUGCACUGUCCGCUGUGUACCUCACCUGUCAGGAAUGUGCUAGUCAUGAUUUACCAACCAUUAAAGGAAUAAUUGAAAAUCAUGUGCAAUGUUUGUCAAGAAGUUUCCAAUAUAUACUACUGCUCAAAGACCCCUCCUGGAAUGGCGCUGUUUGAAAACUAUUCAUCAAGAAUAGGGACGUUUUAACAAUCUUUCAUGAAUUAUGGACCUUACCAAUGAAGUAGCUUUUAUUGCCCAUCCCCAUUCACCCUUGAGAGCACUGAAAGGGUAUGAUGUUGCUGUGGUUCUGGAAUAAGAUAGGCCACACUUGGGUCAGGAUAGUGGAUUUCUUUCCCUUUUUUUUACAAUUGAAAAUAACAUGGUCACUGUUACUGAGACGAGAUUUUUAAAUCUGGACUUAAUGAUUGAACUUAAAUUCGACCAGCUGCCUUGGUGAGAUUUGAACCCAUUUCUGGAGCAUAGCUUAGGUCUCCAGAAUACUUGCCUAAUGACAUCCAUGAUUUGGAGUUGAGUGGAUACAUUUUUCAAUUCUUUUGGUUCUAACUUUUGAAAUUGGGUGGCGCAGUGGCAGAGUGGUUAGCAUUGCUAUCUCAUGGUGCCAGGGACCUGGGUUAAAUUCCACCCUUGGGUGACUGUCUGUAUGGAGCUUGCACAUUCUCCCUGUGUCUGUGUGGGUUUUCUCCAAGUGCUCUGGUUUCCUCCAAUAGUCCAAAGAUGUGCAGGUUAGGUGAAUUGUCCAUGCUAGAAUGCUCCAAAGUAUCCAGUGAUGCCCAGGAUAGGUGGAUUAGGUAUGGGAAAUGCAGGAUAACAGACAUAAGAUGGGGAGAUGGGGGGCGGAGAAGAGAGACUAUGGUGGGAUCCUCUUUGGAGGGUUGCUGUGGAGUCAAUGGGCUAAAUUGCCUGCUUCCACACUAUAGGGAUUCUACAAUUCUUAUUAUCUGACCCAACACUGAUUCAGCUGGAGGUGCCUCAGUUCCUCAUGUGAAAAAACGUAAGAAGAAUUAAUUAACCAUGUCAUGUUCCAGUGUAUUAACAGUUUGGCUUUGUCCUUCUCUGCAUUGGAUAGACUAAAGAUAUGACAUUACUAAACAAAGACUGUAGCAAUUCAGUAUCGAAGCUGUAACCCCACACUAUUUAGAGAGGAUUAAGCACACAAAGUAAUUGGAUCUUAAUGAGGUGCUAUUUACUUUUUGAACAUGUUUAUUAUUGUAGUCAGUGCUGAGCAGUGCAAGCAGUAACCCAACACCAUUUAGAAGAGAUUAAGUAUCGAAGGGAAUUGCAACUUAAUGAGGUGUGAGCUACCCAAUGAACACCUGUUAGUACCCAAAGUAGAUGGAGUACAUGACAUGUGGCUAGCAGCAACUUAAUAAUUAAGUGUAAUGAAAAUGGUAAACUGGUUAGUGUUUUUGAAUGAUUUAGAUGAUUGCUUGUCAUUAGGGAAAUUGUGAUGCAGUGGCUGUGUGCUUAUCUCUGGAGCAGAAAAACUGAGUUUAAGUUCUGACUGUCCUAGAGUAGGAACAGGAACUGGUACAGGUUGAUUAAAAAUAAUAGAUGAUUGCCUGAUUUGAAGAUAGCAAGAUGAAAUGCUGGGAACAGCAUUUGGCUGCUGAAUUGGGCUAUUUUACUUGUCAAAGAGUGUCAUCUAAGGCACACAUUGUAUAUUGCUGUGAUUAAUGUGGAAAUAUUUAGUUUGGCCAGAGUUAAUAGAGCAUAUGGGUUCUCUUGUUAAUCGAUUGCUGUAAUACUAGUAACCCUCCUUUAUGUUUGAGGUGCAGUCACUCAGUUUUUAGAGAAAACUGAAACCUUUCCAUGGGACCAAUAAAUAUUUAAAUGGUGGAACACCAUUCAAUGGACAUGACAUUCAAAACCCUACCAGCUAAUUUUAUUGACAUUAAAAAUAUGAACAAGAAACCAUGAGCUGGUUGUUUUUGAUAUGGGGGCAAAACUGUUGCUUUACUUUAAAUAUUUUUACUGAGAGACAUGAUGUACUGGUAGGAAUUGCACUUAUUUGUGUC